Procambarus clarkii (red swamp crayfish) is the source of this 1535-nucleotide messenger RNA. Lineage: Eukaryota; Metazoa; Arthropoda; Malacostraca; Decapoda; Cambaridae. The record is from RefSeq and is a predicted model, not a curated record.
AUAAUGGGUAGGUUGAAUGGUAAAGGGCGUGCUGUAAAUGAACAAAUUCACAAGGGCCGUGUAUCGAGGUGCUGUAGCUGCCCCUGUACCCUCUACAUAAACAAACAAGGCACACAAACUGCUAGAAAGAUUCUAAAUCAACAACAACAACAAGGCAACAAAAACAUUGAGCAAAUUCCAUCUAACAUGAAGAUGAGAUCGAGGUGUUGGAGUAUUUGGCAGACACUACAGUUCUGCACAUCAUCUGUGACCAAUAAGGUUAUUCCAAAGAAUUUAAAGGGGCGAAGCAAAAGCUCACAAGAUUGGUUAACCAGACAGCUGAAUGAUCCAUAUGUGAAGCUUGCAAAACAUAAUCAGUUUCGGGCUCGUAGUGCUUUCAAGUUGUUAGAGAUUACCGAAAAACACAAGAUCAUAAAGCCUGGACAGGUGGUGCUAGAAUGUGGUGCUGCUCCUGGUGCCUGGACUCAGGUAGCUGUCACUGGAACAAAUAGUCUACCUCAAGAUAAAAAUAAGCCUCAAGGAAUGGUGGUUGCUGUUGAUAUUUUAGCCAUUUACCCACUGCCUGGGGCAACGUUACUCGGCGGGAAGGACUUCACACAAAAGGAAACACACCAGGAAAUACUAAAUAUACUACAGGGAAGGAAAAUUGAUGUAGUGCUUUCCGACAUGGCUCCAAAUGCUUCAGGCAUCAAGGAACUCGACCAUGAGAACAUCAUCACACUUGCAUAUUCUGCUUUAACAUUUGCCAUUCAACAUUCUGCAUUAGAUGCCACUUUUCUCUGCAAGUUAUCUUUUUCUACAGAUAUGGGAAGGCCAUAGGGACGGCAAACUUGUGAGUGACAUGGAAAAGUUCUACCGAACAGUUAAAGUCGUUAAACCACCAUCCAGUAGAAGUGAAUCUUCAGAAAAAUUUUUGCUUGGUAAAAUGUUCUGUGGCUUAGGUACUAAGUAAACAUUUAAACACUUUUUUAUUGUACUAUUUAUAUUGUAUUAUAUAAUAAAUACUGUAACUAUCAAAAUAGGUUUGUGCAAUUUUCUAAAGCCUCUCAUUUGUAAGAAUGCAAUUUUUGUGAGUACCACUCUUAUAUUUAACCUCAAAACAUAAAAUACUGAAGAAACUGGAAAUUGCUUAGAACACGUGUUCCCAGUUGUCAUGAACAGGAAUCCUUUACAUAGGCUUAUCAGUAUUCCCUUAGGUUUACUGACCUUUCCCAGGAUACAACCCACAACAGUUACAGUUACCUAACUCUCAGGUACACUAUUUUACUGCCAGGUGGACAAAGGCAUCAGGUGAAAAUGAAACAAACCCAACUGUGUUUGUCCUGCCCAGGGGCUGAACAUGGUCCCUCAAGUGUGGACCAAGAAUGUAGACCAAUGUGCUACAGGACUUGUGUAGCAUGCUAUAUAUACACUAUAUAAAAUGUGUACACUUAACUAUUGUACUUGGAGUGGUUUCUGCAAGUUUUUCUCUUCCCCAUGACAGGAUUUACAUAAAUCAGGAAGCUUAAAAGGACCAUAAUGGCAUUAUAUGCACC